AUUUCCUCGAUCGGUACCGUAAUGGGCGAGUGUCUCUUGUGUAAUGCUAUAUGUUCUUGAAAAACAAAUGAAGGGAAGGACGACUAUGGUACUGGCUUAGUAUUUAUGGAAACUGUCAAUCACGGUCGUCUGUGAUGUAGUUGUUUGUUUUCUUUCGUGUUGGCCAAGUAGUUUCGGAAUUAACACAAAUGACAAAAUAAUGAGUGGCACAGGGGAAUAUUCCAUAGACACCAGUUAUUUCAACAAACCACCACCGAGCAUUUAUAGGCGAAGCGAAACGUCGAAUCCCUGGAACAGACCCACUUCUAAAACAUCUUAUCCAAGUUACCAAAAUGCACAAGACAGUUCAGUUAUGCCGCCCCCGCCGAUCCUCGGGCCUUCGACAGCCAGGCGGGCCACAUCUAGUAGAAGUUCUUAUGGCAGCAAUAGAAACUAUAACACUCAUUACAAGGGUUUGAGUCAAUAUGGCAGCACAGCUUCAGACAACGGCUAUGGUAACUCUGCGGCGAGGUACAGCACUCACAGAUACACUUCAGUGUCGUCGUCGUAUACGAGCCAGAGCAGCCCUUCUUCCACCACAACAAGAAGCUAUAAUAACUCAACUUCGGUGACUAAUAUGUAUACAACCCCGCCACCGAGUGCUGCAGUUGUACCGGUGCAAUACCCGCCGCCGCCUCCGCCGCCUCCUCCUCCACCAGCUUUACCCACAUGCACAUCCGGGGUGGAGCACUCAACUAACGUACCGCCACCGACUCAGUAUGCAAUGGCUCAGAUGGUGUACGGGACAUACAGCGUACCUCAAGUACCCGUCGAUUUUAGAGCUUACCAAAACGAUUACAUGUUCGGGAACAUGUACCAACCCGUGACCAAUGGGUAUAAUAGGAACCGUCGAGUGUCCACUGAUGGGGACCCGUCGCAAAAAAAACCCAAGAGAAAGAAACCACUGUCGCAAAACAUACCAGUGAGAAAGGAAUGGGCGGUGGAGGACGCGAGGCGCGCAUUGGAGGUCGAAAAAGAGUUUAACAAGCGUCAAAAAAGCCAGUCGUUGAUCAUAAAGUUUCCCGAUAUCGAAGUGAAUAGGGAAAUCGUGCGGAAGUUUAACCCGAAAAUCGACACGGUCCAUUUUCAACAGCCGUCGACUCCGCGCUUUUGCUUCGUCAGCCUGUCGGAGGGCGCCAACGCCGACGACGUUAUCAAAGAGCUUAACCAGACCCCAUUCGGUAGCGGUUACUUAAUCGCGGAACACAAAAAGGACCGCGAAGAUGAGAUAAACAUUGGACCGGAAGACAUCGAUCCCCUCACGCUGUACGUCGGCAACCUGGCCCAAGAGAUUACCAUCGAGGAUAUGUACAAAGCCUACCCGAAACGUAAACGGGUGGAUAUCGGUUACGCGAAGAAGAUGAAGUUCACGCGGUACGCCUUCGUGUUGUUUCACAACGUCGAGGACGCGAUCGAGGCGUUCCAGAACACUUUCGCCUCGGAAAUGCAUUCAAAAAGCAUAAUUGUCAGGUUCAGGCGUUUGCACGGAACGGUCGGCCUGCCGGGCGAGCCCAAACCUCAAAAUCCGCCGAAGAGAACCGAAGAUCGCCGAACGGAUGAUUCGAACACGAACCUGGUGGAUAUGGAGGUGGACGCGCCUCGGGAAGAUGCGGGCGAAACGACACGCAAAACCGAAACGGAUGAUCGCAGGAUCGUGCAAUUACCCCAAAUACUCGAUGACGAAUUUAAGAGUGAAUUCAAAGGUGAAAUGGAAGACGACGAGGAGUCCGACAGCUGCGACGAAAGAGACCAGCCGUUGCCCGAGAUAUUUUAUAGUAAUAAUUCGACGGACGCCGUCGAAGGUGUGAGCGAGAGCAACGAUGAUCGCGUCGAAGUAAAAAAGGAGCCUCGGGACGAAUACUGGGCGGAACCGGCUAUAGGCGACGAGGUGCAUGAAAACAAGAGGAUUAAGGUAGAAGAGCAGGACCAGAGUUUCUUCCAGCCGGUCAUGGAGCAAAUUCACAGACCUAUGCUAGAGCCAAAGAAGGAGACGGUGAAAGAGACCCAACCACAACUAGAACUACCUAUAAUGGAGGUGAAAAAGGAAGAAUACGAAACGGACAAAGACGAUGACGAAGAUAGUUCUGACGAUGGCGGCGGCGUUGAUUUCGAUAGCAUUAUGAACGCCUUGGACCGGCCUCAUUUUUAAAUAAAAUGUUAUGCAUUUCAUCCUAUAUAUAUAUAUAUAUAUAUAUAUAUAUAUAUAUAUAUAUCUGUAUAUAUGUCGGUUUAUGUUAAGUUUUAAUUGUUAAGU
This is a messenger RNA of Cylas formicarius (sweet potato weevil), 2293 nucleotides long. RefSeq lists its product as uncharacterized. The record is from RefSeq and is a predicted model, not a curated record. The transcript has a single exon. NCBI's taxonomy places the organism in Eukaryota, Metazoa, Arthropoda, Insecta, Coleoptera, Brentidae. Gene Ontology annotation, molecular function: RNA binding. Bases 200 to 2188 code for a protein of 662 amino acids.